Hydra vulgaris (swiftwater hydra) is the source of this 1215-nucleotide messenger RNA. RefSeq lists its product as uncharacterized. The record is from RefSeq and is a predicted model, not a curated record. Lineage: Eukaryota; Metazoa; Cnidaria; Hydrozoa; Anthoathecata; Hydridae.
GAUACAGUAUAAUUAUGUAUGCAAUAGUUUUAUUCGAUGAAACUAAUACAACAGAUUAUGUGCCACUAACUUGGAUAAGUGGAGUUGACAUCAAUUCACUUGCAUCCAGUGUUAAAAAUAAAGUAUCUGUUAAAGUCUUUUGGCCAAAUGGUAAAAAUUUAAAUCCAACUAGUAUUGCAAAGGCUAAAAAUAAUCUAAUGGAUCCGGAUGUGCAUUGGCCUUUAUUUACUGCUAGAAUACUAGGAAUUGCAGACAGUCUUACUGAAGCACGGUCAAAAGCGAAAAGAGCCGAGGACACCUCCAACCUAGAUACAGCAGAAGAAAAUGCAUUGAAACGUGUUAGAAGGUGUAAAAUGAUUAGUUCUUCUGAGAAUGAAGGAGAAGAUAAUGAUCAGAUUAUACCAAGUAAAAAGAAAACUUGGCACAAAAAAAGAACACCCAAUGAUUUUUGUGUUACUCAAGUAGACAAACCUACUCCACCAUUUAUUCACAAAGAGACUCAUUCAAAAAAAGAAAAUUUGCUGAAUCUUUAUGGAAGUGAUAUUGAGUUGAGCAAUUGCGAGUCUAAUGUUUUACCAGCUGCAAGACUAGACUUUGAAAUAGACAAAUGUAACAGUUCAACAUCAAAAUAUUCUCAAUCGAAAAGUAUAUUGAUAGAUUCUGCCUCUUUUCAAAACAAAUCAUCACCUGUUCAAACAAUUAAUCAUAAGUUAUUAACAGGUAUUGUGCCAAUUAUAUAAUAUAAUGUUAACUCAAAUAAAUGACUAAUGAAAUAUAAUAAUAAAAAUAUAAUGUUAACUGAAAUAAAUAUUUUAGUAAAAUAUGUUUAGUAAAAUAGUUAGUAAAAUAAGAACGUUUAGUAAAAUAAUUAGCAACUGUAAUUAGUAAUCAGGAAGAUAUAAAAAAGACUCAAGCAAUGCAUACAGCACAAAUUCAAUCUAUCCGCCGCAAACUUGAUUUAAAUGAUCAUAUCUCUCCAGAUCUUCCAGAAGGUAUUCCAUUACCAGCUAAGUCAAUGGAAGAAAUAGAUAUUUUAACACAGAAGCUGGAAAAUCUCCUGCGGUCUCCUGCGAUAUUGGAAGUUAUUAAAGAAAAACAAAUGUUGAUGAUUUCAUAAAAACCUUGUUUUCCGCCAUUUAGCUAUGAAGUUUAUUAUAUCAAACAAAUGAAAUUGGCGUGAAACUUAAUUUUAAGUUUUUUGCUUGUAGAACUUUU